UUUCAUGUGGAGCCUACAAACAUAGUCAGUGUGAAUGAUGACAUGCAAAGAGUCACUGAUGAAGCUUCAGCAAUGAAUAAGCGGAUUCAUUACUAUAGCAGGCUCACGUCUCCUGCAGACAGGGCAUUGGUUGCUCCUGAUCAUGUACUUCCAGCUCCUGAUGAAAUCUAUGUGUACAGUCCAUUAGGAACUGCUUUUAAAGUUGACAGUUGCACAGAUGGCUAUGGUAAAAACUCCAGUAUAGUGACAAUAUUUAUGAUAUGGAAUACAAUGAUGGGAACAUCUAUAUUAAGUAUCCCAUGGGGAAUAAAACAGGCAGGCUUUACUUCUGGAAUCAUUCUCAUCUUACUGAUGGGCAUUUUGACUCUUUAUUGCUGCUACAGAGUUGUGAAAUCCCGGAAAACGAUACCUUUAAUAGAUACCUCAAACUGGGAAUUCCCAGAUGUUUGCAAGUAUUACUUUGGAUCCUUUGGUCAAUGGUCAAGCCUCUUGUUUUCUAUGGUAUCGCUGGUUGGAGCCAUGGUUGUUUACUGGGUGCUUAUGUCCAACUUUCUGUUCAAUACAGGAAAGUUUAUAUACAACUUUGUUCAUGGCAUUAAUGUAACAGAUAUUGUUCCUGGCACAAAUGGAAGUAGCAAAGUCGUUUGUCCAAGUGCUGCUAGUGGUCACCCACCACAGAACAGGAGCGUGAUAUUCUCCUCCGGCAACAAUACAGGUUUUGAACUCUUCGAGGAGUGGUGGAACAAAUCACACACAGUACCGUUUUACCUGAUAGCUGUUCUUCUGCCCCUGCUAAAUCUGAAGUCUCCAUCCUUCUUUGCAAAGUUUAAUGUCCUAGGUACAGUUUCAGUUGUCUACUUAGUUUUUCUGGUAACUGUAAAGGCUGCUCGUCUGGGAAUUCAUUUAGAAUACAACUGGUUUACAGAGGACGAUUUUUUUGUGCCAG
Molecule: messenger RNA, 946 nt
Organism: Tauraco erythrolophus (red-crested turaco)
Lineage: Eukaryota; Metazoa; Chordata; Aves; Musophagiformes; Musophagidae
Source: RefSeq, a predicted model, not a curated record